This is a messenger RNA of Gymnodraco acuticeps, 1821 nucleotides long. RefSeq names its product GTPase IMAP family member 9-like. The transcript is spliced from 2 exons. Bases 46 to 1419 code for a protein of 457 amino acids. NCBI's taxonomy places the organism in Eukaryota, Metazoa, Chordata, Actinopteri, Perciformes, Bathydraconidae. Gene Ontology annotation, molecular function: GTP binding. The record is from RefSeq and is a predicted model, not a curated record.
UUCUUCAGCUCAGCAGCAGACCAGCUCCUCCCUCCAUCACCAACUAUGGCCAGCAAACAUGCCCAACAUGGUCUCAGAUCAGAAUCAAACACAUACAAUGACGCUGAGCACCGGAUUGUGUUGGUGGGGAAGACCGGAGUUGGGAAGAGCGCCACAGGAAACACCAUUCUGGGGGGAAAGCACUUUAAAUCAAAGUUCUCUUCUAAAUCCAUGACUCAAGAUUGUUCUAAUGCCUUUGGUGAAGUUGAUGGACAACGAGUUAAGGUUAUUGACACUCCUGGUCUGUUUGACACCAAGGUUGAUGAAGAGAAGACCAAAAACGAUGUUGGUAAGAGCAUUACAUUUGCUUCUCCUGGACCCCAUGUCUUCCUGGUCGUCAUCAGACUGGGCAGAUUCACCGAUGAAGAAAAGCAGACAGUGAAGAAGAUUCAGGAACUCUUUGGAGAAGAUGCAGACAAAUACAGCAUGGUUCUCUUUACUCACGGUGACCAGCUCGAAGACCAAACUAUUGAAGAGUUCUUGAUGGAAAGCAAAGAUCUGAUGGAACUUGUGAACAGAUGUAACGGCCAGUACCACAUCUUCAAUAAUAAGGAGAAUGAUCGUUCUCAGGUCAGAGAGCUGCUCAACAAGAUCAGAAACAUAGCAGAGAAGAACGGAGGAAGCCAUUACACCAAUGACAUGUUCCAGGCGGCAGAGAGGGCCAUAGAAGAGGAAAAACAGAGAAUCCUUAAAGAGAAAGAAGAGGAAAUACGCAAAAAGGAAGAGGAAAUGGAAAAGAAAAUAGAGAAAAAGUACGAGGACCAAUUUAAGAAAAUCAAAGAGGAUGGGGAGAAGUUAGAAAAGCGGAUAGAAGCUCAUGAAAGAAAAAUGGAGGAGGACAUGAAGAGAAUAAGAGAAGAGGAGCAAAGGCUAAAAGCAGAUCGCAAAAUAGAAAUGGAGGAGGACAGGAGGAGAAUGAGAGAAGAGGAGGAAAGGCUAAACGCAGAUCGCAAAAGAGAAAUGGAGGAGGACAGGAAGAGAAUGAGAGAAGAUGAGGAAAAGCUGAGAAAAUGUAACAAAAGAGAAACGGAGGAGGAGAGGAAGAGAAUGAAAGAAGAUGAAAAUCUGAGAGAAGCUAACAGAAGAGAAAUGGAGACGGACAGGAGGAGUAUGAGAGAAGAGGAUGACAAGCUGAGAGAAGCUAACAAAAGAGCAAUAGAGGAGGAGAGGAUGAGAAAAAGACAAGAGGAGGAAAAGCAGAGAGAAGCUAACAGAAGAGAAAUAGCGGAGGAGAGGAAGAGUAUGAGAGAAGAGGAUGACAAGCUGAGAGAAUCUAACAGAAGAGAAAUGGAGGAGGAAAAGAGGAGAAUAAGAGAAGAGGAGGAAAGGAGGGCCAGAGAGGAAGCUGAGAAAAACAAAUUUAAAUGUACAAUUUCCUAGAUUCCUUUUUUAGAUAAUACCUAACAACUGAGAUGUUUAGUAUUAGAGAGAGUCUGACCUUCUGAUGCUGGACUGCAGCAGAUUUACCAAACCUCCUUGCUCAUCUUCAGUCCCCUUUCUGAUGUAUGUUUGGUGUGAUUUAUAGUUAUAUCAGUUAUUUCAAGGAUUGUGUGUUUUGACCAAAUAUUAAACAAAUGUCACAAAUUGUCCAGAACCAAGAUCUCUGAUUUGAUCUUUUAUUGCUAUUGCUUUUACAAGAACAAAUCAAAACGUUCAAAUCUUUAUGUGUAAUGAAUUUUGAAAUCAAAUAUGAAAAGGUUGGAACACAAAUUAAUGUGUAAAUGUGUAAAGACAAACAUCAGGUGAUUAAUCAUGUGCAUUAAUAAAAGACUGUUGAGUUCA